CCCAUAUGAUUUUGUUUCUUGAAGAAAUCUAUUUGCCUUUCCUAAAAAACCAUUACCUGCACUUUCGCACAGGAAUGAGGGAAUGCAACAGAGGAGCGCAAACGACGCUCCCCUAUACAAUGCUACAGUGUAUAAUAAUCACACAGCCACAGAAAAAUUUGAUGUUCUUGGAUAUGAAGUUCAUGACUCUUAGUACCCCAAGUUUAUGUUUAACGCAGAAUGGAACACUACAAAGCAAAUUAAACAAUACCAUUUCCUCUCAUCUCGUCACAAUAAAACAAUCAAGAAGAAUAAUCACAUGGACAGUCCCACCACCCCUGAGAAAACCCCACUUCUCCCAGUUGAGGAUAAUUCAAUCCAAAAAUCAAAGAGCAGCUGCUUCUGUUCGUCAUUGAAAUCAGUUCUAACAUCCAACAAUCUCUCCAUUCUCCUAGGACCUAUUUUGAGCACCAUUGUGUGCCUUUGUGUCAAGUUCGAUGGCAAUGUGACUAGCCGGAACAUGCUCGCUGUGCUUUCUUGGAUCUUCUCCUGGUGGCUCACAGAGGCUCUGCCUAUGCCAAUAACAUCAAUGUCUCCACUCUUUCUCUUCCCAUUCUUCGGCAUUACCUCCGCGGAUGAUGUUGCACACUUGUACAUGAACGAUGUCAUUGCCCUUGUUCUUGGAAGCUUUAUUUUGGCUCUUGCUGUUGAGCAUUAUAACAUCCAUAAAAGAUUGGCCUUAAAUAUUACACUGUUAUUCUGCGGAGAUCCUCUGAAUCCGCCAUUGCUGCUUCUGGGAAUAUGUGCGACCACAGCUUUCGUUAGCAUGUGGAUGCACAACGUGGCAACGGCGGUGUUGAUGGUGCCGGUAGCCACCGGAAUCCUUCACCGCUUUCCGACGGGUCCCAACCAGCCGGUCGUUGUGGGAAAGUUUUGCAGAGCUGUGAUUCUAGGGGUGAUAUACUCAACAAGCAUAGGAGGGAUGAGCACUCUCACUGGGACAGGUGUGAAUCUCAUAUUGAUCGGAAUGUGGAAGAGCUAUUUUCCAGAAGCAAAGCCGAUUACAUUCAGCACCUGGUUCCUUUUCGGGUUCCCUUCGGCUUUGUUGAUGUUCUUCGCAAUGUGGGCGAUCCUUUGCUUCUUGUAUUGCUCGAGAAGCUCGGGCCAGGCUCUCUCUUCUUAUUUCGACAAGGACUAUUUGAAGAAAGAGCUCGAGAUGUUGGGUCCAAUGGCUUUUGCUGAGAAGAUGGUUUUGGCUUUGUUUUCGAUGCUGAUUUUCUUGUGGAUGACAAGAAGCAUAACAGAUGAUAUUCCUGGCUGGGGAGUCCUCUUCAAAGGGCGUGCCGGCGAUGGAACUGCUAGUGUUAUGGUAGCAACUUUGUUGUUUAUUGUUCCAAGCAGAAAGCAAAAGGGUGAGAAGUUGAUGGACUGGAACAAAUGCAAGCAGCUACCCUGGAACAUCAUAUUGUUACUAGGUGCUGGUUUGGCCAUAGCAGACGGAGUCCGAUCAAGUGGCCUUGCAGAUAUAUUGUCGAAAACAUUGGAUUUCUUGGAGGCAGUCCCAUAUUUAGCUAUGGCACCUGCUGUGUGUCUCAUAAGCAGUACCAUCACUGAGUUGAUUACAUCCAACAAUGCCACUGCGACGCUUAUUGUGCCUCUCCUAAUUCAGAUGGCAAAAACUAUACACGUGCAUCCACUGCUUCUUAUGGUUCCCGGAGGCAUUGGUGCGCAGUUUGCUUUCUUGCUUCCCACAUCAACCCCAUCAAAUACAGUUGGAUUUGCUACCGGGCACGUUGAAAUCCGAGAUAUGAUCAUGGUUGGUUUGGCAUUAAAGAUUGCUGGGAUUGCUGUGCUUUCCGUUUUGAUGCCUACACUAGGAGCUUUUGUUUUCGGGACAAAUGCACGAGUUGGAUGACUUGAAAAUGAAUGUUAUAGUGUCUUGCAAAAACUUGGGCACAAGAAAAUGCAUUGAUGAAAAGCAACAGUGCAGAUGGACAGGUGAGGAAGUAGACUUUCAGAAACUGUACGCGGUUGCAAAAAUAGCAAGGAGUACUGAAAUGGCAUGCAAAACUAGCAGUCUAGCACAAACCACAAUUAUAGAAAAUCUAAAGUAAUAAAAAUUAAACAAGCAUCAAAAUUCAUCUACAGCUUGUUUAGACAAUUAUUAAGUUCAUAUUUAAUCCUCAAAAUUCAUCUACAUUAUUGGAUCUAAGAGUUCAACGUUUUUUCUUGGGGGAAAUGAAUCGAUCAAUCCUCAAGGAGAGAGAUCAAUUAUCAA
This is a messenger RNA of Rosa chinensis, 2257 nucleotides long. Its product is annotated as tonoplast dicarboxylate transporter. The coding region runs from base 206 to 1894 and encodes 562 amino acids. Gene Ontology annotation, cellular component: membrane. The transcript is spliced from 6 exons. Lineage: Eukaryota; Viridiplantae; Streptophyta; Magnoliopsida; Rosales; Rosaceae. Gene Ontology annotation, molecular function: transmembrane transporter activity. Gene Ontology annotation, biological process: monoatomic anion transmembrane transport. The record is from RefSeq and is a predicted model, not a curated record.